CUCGGUAAUGUCUGACGUCAAUGCAACUUUGCCCAUUCCGGUUCCGUAAAAAAUGGUGACAGAAAGUGAUUCAGUCUUGUAAGAGAGCCCGCGGCGAGGUGUCGUAGUACUCGUAGUUGCUAAUCACAGAGCCGGCGCGCACUACCGCCGGAACGCGAUCGCGUCUAACCUGCCCACGUGCGUUUGGCGUUUACGCGAUUGAUUUUUGCGGAAUGGGUGAACAGACGCACGGCGGCGGCGAAAAAGUGGUUUUGAAACGUAAAAUAACACUGUUCAAUGGAGUGGGGAUUAUUAUUGGGACGAUCAUCGGCUCCGGCAUUUUCAUUUCUCCUGCGGGAGUUUUCAACAACACCGGAUCGGUAGCGGUGUCCCUACUAAUAUGGGUGGUCUGCGGAGUCCUAUCCACGCUCGGAGCCCUGUGCUACGCGGAGCUCGGCACCUCCAUAACCCGGUCAGGCGGGGACUACGCCUACAUCCAUGCAGCCUUUGGUCCGCUGCCCGCGUUCCUGCGCAUGUGGAUAGCGCUGCUGAUCAUCAGGCCCACGACACAGGCCAUCGUGGCGCUGACCUUCGGCCACUACGUCGUCAAGCCCUUCUUCCCGGAGUGCGAGCCGCCGCAGGACGCCGUUAAGUUGCUGGCCGCUGUCUGUCUCUGUAUCCUGACGGCCAUCAACUGCAUCAGCGUGAGGUGGACCAUGCGGAUCCAGGAUGUGUUCACCUCCUCCAAGCUCUUCGCACUCGUGGUCAUCAUCAUCUCGGGAUUAUAUUACAUCUGCAUCGGGCACACGGAAAACUUUGAAAACGCAUGGGAGGGCCAGUACACAGCUGGGACUGUGGCGCUGGCCUUUUACUCUGGUCUCUUCGCCUUCGGGGGCUGGAACUAUCUCAACUUCGUCACCGAAGAGCUACAGGAUCCGUACAAGAAUCUCCCGCGAGCUAUAUGGAUCGCCAUGCCCAUGGUCACCAUCAUCUACGCGAUGGCCAACGUCGCCUACUUCGCCGUCGUUAGCAAGGAUGAGAUGAAGUUUGCUGUAGCUGUGAAAUUCGGCGAACGUCUCUUCGGCGCUUGGAGCUGGGUGAUCCCCGUGUUCGUGGCUCUGUCGACGUUCGGCGGCGUCAAUGGCGUGCUGUUCACGUCGGCCAGGCUGUUCGCGACUGGCGCGCAGGAGGGACACAUGCCGGCUUUCUUCUCGCUCUUCCACAUAAAGCGCCAAACCCCCAUACCGUCGCUCUUAUUCACGUGCCUGUUCUCCCUGCUCAUGCUGUCAACAAGCAACGUCCUGGCGCUGAUCAACUACUUCUCCCAAACGCUGUGGCUGUCCGUGGGCGCGUCCGUGGUGGGCAUGCUGUGGCUGCGGCGCACGCGGCCCGACAUCCCGCGCCCCAUCCGCGUGCACCUCGCCAUCCCCUUCACCUUCCUCAUCGCUAUCGGCUUCCUGGUCUUCGUCCCGGCCAUAUACCAACCCAAGGAAACGGCUAUAGGAGUCGCUUUACUCCUCAGCGGAAUACCUGUUUAUUACCUCGGCGUCAAAUGGCAGUCGAAGCCGGAAUGUUACCACUCUCUCUCCGGAUGCAUUUUAAGGCUUUUCCAAAAAUUAUGUUCCUGUAUUUACGUAGAGUCGAAUGAGAAAAUGUCACAAGGAUGAAUUAAAGUGAUGAGGAAUGUAAUAAUAUAAAAAAAGGACCAACGAUUUAUGUACCUAUAUGUACGCUUAUAUGUUAUGAAUAUUGUGGGUACUGUAGAAUGAGAAAUAUCUGUGAUUGUGCUUCCCAAUUUGGGAAUCCCAAUAGGCAGAGGGCCGUCCUUUCAUUUUGUUACGUACCUAAAUGUGUUUUGUCAUAAACCACACAUAACAGUAUUUUAGGUAAACUAAUGGUAAACUAUUAAACGACAAUUUAUUCGUUUAAAUGACAAAUACCGCUAUGUUGGUACUGCGUUUCAGUCUGAUAAUAUAUUUAAAAAAAAAAGGUAUUAGGUACGUUGUACUGUUUUUUAUUAUGUACUGUUUCUUGUUAUAUACCUAGUGAGCACAAGUUUUAACAAUGAUUAAGUAAUAAUUAAUAAAUGUGCAGCUACGCAAAGUAAUCAUGACAUUCAUGACUAUUUAAAAAGUUAAACAUCAGUGCGUUGCCAACCAUGCAAAGGUAUGACAGUAUAAUUAUAGGUAAAAACAAGCCAUUUUACUAGACAGAGACACACAAGAGUAAUUAACUUAAAUACACAAUACGCAACUAAAUAUAUAAAAAAAAACCGGACAAGUGCGAGUCGGACUCGCCCACCGAGGGUUCCGUACUUUUUAGUAUUUGUUGUUAUAGCGGCAACAGAAAUACAUCAUCUCUGAAAAUAUCAAAUGUCUAGCUAUCACGGUUCGUGAGAUACAGCCUGGUGACAGACGGACGGACGGACGGACGGACAGCGGAGUCUUAGUAAUAGGGUCCCGUUUUACCCUUUGGGUACGGAACCCUAAAAAAACAACUUAAUGGUAAAGUUACCUUAGGAGAGGUGUAUUAGUAGAUUACGAUACUAAUGCGAAAAGUAGGAAAUUCGCAACGUUGAAUAUAAAUUGACACACGACCGAAGGGAGUGUUUUAAAUCGACACGAGUUGCGAAUUACCUUUUCGCACGUGUAUUGUACAACGUUUUACAGUACAUAUGGCCCUUCGACAUAGGCACGUAUUGUGCUAAUUACUGCACAAGGGCGGUAAAGUUAGCACCAUAUGUACUGUAAAAAUCCUUACAUGAUUGCUUAUCACGGCAGUUGCUCUCCACGAUGCCGACAGUAUCCACUAACAACUCGUAGUAAAUGUUGUAGUGUGUGUGACUUUUAUACUUAUGAUUAAAUACUUGUAUCUCAUGAUUUUCAUGCCUUGAAUUGCUCUCUGAAUGUUUAAAAGUAGUAAGUAUAUUUACAUGUUAUACUUAAUAUAUCGUACAUAUGUAUAUCGUACAUAAGUAAAGGGCUAACGUAUCAAUAAUAUAUUGGUCCAUGGUUAGGACUACUCGUAUAGACUCGUGUACCGAUAUUUAAGGACGCGUUGUAUGAAAAAUAUAUGUACCUAAGUAUGUUAUUAAUUUUUAUAUACAGGUCCAAUACCUAGAUUAACAAGUACCUAUACAGGUAUUAAAUGGGAACUAAUGCAUUCCAAAUGUAUGACAUUGUAUUCUUGGAUGUGUCUAUAUAUUUAAUUGUGUAAUUAUAUUAUAAAGUUCGAAUAUAUAGGUAAGCGUAAUUUACAAACCAUAUAUUGAGUGUUCUGUUAUUAUUUACCAGUAAUACUAUUUUGCACCUGAUGAGCCUGCAAUGAAGGGUCGCAUUCGCUUAAUUACACUGCUUUCUUGAUAUUGGUAAUAUACUUACAAGUAUGUAACACAAAUAUCUCCCUAAAUUGUAUAAUUUAUAAGAAUUUAAUAAGUUGUUUUGUUACUAUUUACUUACUUAUUAUAUUAUUCUCCUGCCAUUGCAGACAUUCUUACCACCUAGGUAUAGUACAUAGGUACCUACCUGAUUUUAGAAUUAGUAUUUCUAAUUUUAUAUUUAUUACCUAAUUGUGUUACCUACUUUACGCUAUUAGCAACCCGUUGUAAUAUAGCUACCUACAUGUUAUUUAUUUAUAGUAUUAAUAUUGAAAUUGCUUAUGAAAAACGCAAUAAAACAACUCGAGAAGGAAACAAUUGUUGAAUAAAUUAUUUUCACGCAAAAAAAA
This is a messenger RNA of Cydia splendana, 3705 nucleotides long. It is a transcript of the gene JhI-21, whose product is annotated as large neutral amino acids transporter small subunit 2. Gene Ontology annotation, molecular function: L-amino acid transmembrane transporter activity. The transcript is spliced from 7 exons. NCBI's taxonomy places the organism in Eukaryota, Metazoa, Arthropoda, Insecta, Lepidoptera, Tortricidae. Gene Ontology annotation, cellular component: membrane. Gene Ontology annotation, biological process: amino acid transmembrane transport. Bases 213 to 1646 code for a protein of 477 amino acids. The record is from RefSeq and is a predicted model, not a curated record.